This is a messenger RNA of Mus musculus (house mouse), 5729 nucleotides long. It is a transcript of the gene Tent4b, whose product is annotated as terminal nucleotidyltransferase 4B. Gene Ontology annotation, biological process: polyadenylation-dependent ncRNA catabolic process. The coding region runs from base 1304 to 3277 and encodes 657 amino acids. The record is from RefSeq and is a predicted model, not a curated record. The transcript is spliced from 11 exons. Gene Ontology annotation, molecular function: poly(A) RNA polymerase activity. Gene Ontology annotation, cellular component: cytoplasm; nucleus; nucleolus. Lineage: Eukaryota; Metazoa; Chordata; Mammalia; Rodentia; Muridae.
GUGACAAACAGAUUUUUAAUCCUUUGCAAAAUAAGUAAAUAAACAAAACCAAUCACCACCACCCCAAACUUUCCAGGAUAUUGAACUGGGCACAGAGCCAAAACUCAAGUGUCAGUCAGGGACUCGGUUCUGGAAUUUGCAGCGAGCUUGAAGCAUGCGCACAGUAAGUGUUCUAGUCUUCUGGAUAAUGUUAAUUACUGACAACCACCCCCUGCCCCCUUUUUGGUUAUUUUUCGCGCCAGAAGAAAGCUACACAAAUGGGCAUUCUAUGAAAAACGAUCAUUAACCGCAACGGUAGUGUGAUUUUAGGUUUAAAAGGCUUCGAGUAUUCUUAGUUAUGAAAGUUGAGGGGCUUUGAGCUCGUAAGUGCACCUUGGAACAGCCGCGCUGUGUGGCCCUCCAGCCGGGCAGCGGUGCCAGCACUCGCGACCCAGAGGCCGCUGAGACCGCUCCGGAACCGAGAUGCGCGUGCAGCCGCGUGCUAACCCGGCCCUUGAGCGGAAGCCCGCCCUUCUCGUGCUCGCGCGGCGCGCGGCCAGGAGCCCCGGGGCCGCGCCGGGACCGAGGGGCGGAGCCGGCGGUCCGGAGCGGGGUGGGCGGCGCAAACCAGUCACUUUCCGCGGAGUCGGCAGCCGCCUCGUGUGCCUCGGCGGCGCUUGAGCGGCAACAGAGUCCUGCGGCGGCGCGCGCGUCCGAGGUGCCCGGAGGCCCAGGUACGUGCGACCCCAGCUAAGCUAGCGCGGGACGGUUGACCAGGCGGUUGCGGCCCCGCUGCCUGCAGCCUGCCGCGGCCUCUGUGACGCGCGGUGCGGCCUCGGGGAACCCGCGGACGGCUGGCAGCAGGGACGGGGCGGGGCGAGCGCGGCGGCGGGGCAGGCGGAGCGGAGCGAGGGGCGGAGCCGGCGGAGGCCCCGCCCCGGGGCCGAGCAGCACGGACGCUACGGAGCAGGCGCGUCCCGCUGCCGCCGCCGCUGCCGCCGCCGCCGCCGCUGCUGCUGCCGCCGCCGCCACCACCGCCGCCGCCGCUCGCCCUUCUCGGGAUCCGCCGCCGCCAUUUGCACGGGAACCCCGGUGACAGGGGCUCGGCGGAGGGGCGGAGGGAGGGGGGAGGGCCUGCGAGCCCCGAGGGCGGGAGCGACGCCGCCGGCGCCGGCCAGGCUCCCUGCGCUACCGCGCCGCCCGUGGCGGAACCCGGGUGGCAGCGGCGGCGGCGGCCGAGGGCGGGCGUGCGCCUGAGGCAGCGGCGGCGGCGGCGGCCCUGCGGGCGGCCGGGAGGGGCGGGGGCAGCGGCCGCCGCCGUUUGAUGGAUCCGAGGAUCGCCUGGUUCCAGCCAGAGCAGCUCGGACCGUCCAAUAGUCUGUGGAUGCAGAUCUGGGAGACGACCCAGGGGCUGAGGAACCUCUACUUCAACCACCACUGUCACAGCAGCGGCGCGAGCAGCGCGAGCGGCGGGAGCGGCAGCGGCCCCGGCAGCCCCGGCGGCACGGCCCCGGCCCCGGCCGGCAUGUUCCGCUCGGGGGAGCGCCCACUGGGCGGCCUCGCCGUGCCCGCGGAGCAGCGGGACUUCCUGCCCCUGGAGACGACCAACAACAACAACAAUCACCACCAGCCGGCGGCCUGGGCACGGCGGGCAUCGGCGGGCCCCUCGGCGUCGCCGGUCCCAUCGGCUCCCUCGUCCCCGCGACCGGCGGCCGCACUCCCCGCCUCCGAGUCUACCGACCCGGCCUCGGGCAGCAGCAACAAGAGGAAACGUGACAACAAGGCCAGCACCUACGGACUCAACUACAGCCUGCUGCAGCCCAGCGGAGGGCGCGCGGCCGGAGGCGGACGGGCGGACGGCGGCGGGGGCGUGUACAGCGGGACCCCGUGGAAGCGACGGAACUACAACCAGGGAGUCGUGGGUCUGCAUGAAGAAAUCAGUGAUUUUUAUGAGUACAUGUCUCCCAGACCCGAGGAAGAGAAGAUGCGGAUGGAGGUAGUGAGCAGGAUCGAGAGUGUGAUUAAAGAGCUCUGGCCCAGUGCUGAUGUCCAGAUAUUUGGAAGUUUUAAAACUGGCCUGUAUUUACCUACCAGUGACAUCGAUCUUGUGGUGUUUGGGAAGUGGGAGAACCUGCCUCUCUGGACCCUGGAAGAAGCCCUUCGGAAACACAAAGUCGCUGACGAGGAUUCCGUGAAAGUUCUAGACAAAGCAACGGUUCCUAUUAUUAAAUUAACAGAUUCUUUUACUGAAGUGAAAGUUGAUAUCAGCUUUAAUGUCCAGAAUGGCGUGAGAGCAGCAGACCUCAUUAAAGAUUUUACUAAGUUACAUCCCAGGGAAGAUGCUUGCAUCCCCAAUACAAACUAUGGUGUUCUCUUAAUAGAGUUUUUUGAAUUAUAUGGACGGCACUUCAAUUACUUAAAGACUGGCAUCCGGAUAAAGGAUGGUGGUUCCUAUGUGGCCAAAGAUGAAGUACAGAAAAAUAUGCUUGAUGGCUACCGGCCGUCAAUGCUUUAUAUCGAAGAUCCUUUACAACCAGGUAAUGAUGUUGGAAGGAGUUCCUAUGGGGCCAUGCAGGUGAAACAGGCCUUUGAUUAUGCCUAUGUGGUAUUGAGUCAUGCAGUGUCACCGAUUGCAAAGUACUAUCCCAACAAUGAAACAGAGAGCAUAUUAGGUAGAAUAAUUAGAGUGACGGAUGAAGUUGCCACGUAUAGAGAUUGGAUAUCAAAACAGUGGGGCUUGCAGAAUAGGCCCGAGCCAUCAUGCAACGGAAAUGGUGUUACCUUGAUAGUAGAUACUCAGCAGUUAGAUAAGUGUAAUAAUAAUCUGUCUGAAGAAAAGGAAGCCCUUGGAAAAUGUAGAAGUAACGCCUCGGAACCUCUUAGUAAACACUCUUCAAACUCUUCAUCAGGUCCAGUGUCCUCCUCCUCUGCCACGCAGUCCAGCUCUAGUGACGUCGAUUCUGAUGCAACGCCAUGCAAAACCCCCAAACAGCUGCUCUGCCGUCCACCCACUGUCACCCGGGUAGGCUCACAGGAUGUCUCCUUGGAGGUCUCUCAGGCAGUUGGGAAAAUGCAGAGCACUCAAACCACUAACACACCCAACAACGCCAACAAAUCACAGCAUGGAUCAGCAAGGCUCUUCCGUUCUUCCAGCAAAGGCUUCCAAGGUACAGCUCAAACCAGCCAUGGGGCCUUGAUGACAAGCAAACAGCAUCAAGGCAAAUCCAAUACUCAGUAUUACCAUGGCAAAAAGAGGAGACACAAGAGGGACGCGCCCCUCUCAGAGCUUUGUAGAUAGUCGGCGCUCUGCGACAGACUGUCUUCUGUGUGCAAUGAUCUCGUGCUCAGGACAGUUGCACAGGGACUCCUGGGACGGCAGGAGCCUCACACUGUUCAGACGUUGAUUUAGCAACUGCGUUUUUUCCCAGCUCGCCACGGAAUGGAUCAUGAAGACUGACAACUGCAAAAACAAAAAGCAAGCAAAAAAAAGGGGGAAAGGCUGCUUAUGUGAUAAGUCAUGUGCUACAACAGGGUCAUUUUAAGAUUUAAAGCUUGAAUGUAAAAUAAAUAUAUUUCUCAUUGGCUUUAUGCAGAGUUAUAGGGGCUAGUGCUCAGUGUGGGUAGCUGACAGGAAGAGAGCAGUGUCAAGGAGAUGGGUGGGCAGGUCAGCAGGAGCAUCUCAUGGGAAGUCAGACUCCGAGGGAAAGGAGUUUGUGCAUGGUUUUUUUUAAAAAAUAAUUUUGCAUAUAUUUGCCAUUUUAUUGUGUGUAUAUAUAGAAGACCAUAUAGGAAAUUGAUAUUUGUAAUAGUGGAUUUGUUAAUACUUUUUACAUAACAUUACUAUUUGAAUUGUAAACAGAUUUUUUUCUCAGGAUUAGUUUGAAGAAUAAUUGAGUUGUCACUCUUAACACAUGCAGGGAAGUGAUUAGCUCUGGUCCUGUCUGUUUUCUUCAGCAUUGAAAUGACUUCAUAGAACCCUUGUGACCUGCUUCAAAAUUCUUUCCUCUCUAAGCAAAAGGUUUAUGGUGGCAAAUGAUGUUUAUUUUAUUUUGUAAAAAAGAGAAAAAUGUACUGUGUACUUGUGUAUACACUGAACAACCUCUAGCUGUCUCUCCGAAUGAACACACCUGCUCUGGAUCCAGUGCUGUUGUCUUCCUGGGCACUGGGCCGUAGCAGGCCUUGUGUGUGUUUCCUAGCAGUCUUUUCUUCCCCUCCCUCCUCUUCUUCCUCAAAGGAAACGAAAGGCCUCCCUGGGCCUGGGCUGUUCCUGUCACAGUGUGGCUGACCUCUAGCUCCACAGCCCUUGUUAGCUCGCAUGCUGGUUCCUCUGACCCUGCGUUCCAUGUGCUUGUGGCGUCCUCUCAUUCUUUCUAGGUUCCUGCUUACUGCUGUGGGAGAGAGUAACUGUAAACAGCUUUAAUGAAAUCAUACUUAUAAAAACUAUUUUCUUAUACUCCACUUUAUGCUUUUGGUAUUGUCGAUCUUUAAAAAUUAAAUGGUCUUUGAUAAUGGAUCGAUUUUUGUAUUGCCUUAUUAAGACCAAAUACUUCUUGUCAUCCCAUUCUUUAUCCUCUCCUUUAAUGGAAUUGCUGUCUUUAAUUAAAACUUUGUAAACACUGGCUUGUUUUAAUCAUCCUGUAACUUAGGCUGUGGUCAGCUACAAGCGCAGAUGUGUAAUCCUGUUACUCAUUGCCAGCUGAGUCUUGAGACUCGGGUGGGGUACUUAACACAAUGCAUCGUACACGCUCUGCUCGCUCGCUCGUCAGCAGAGUGGUCUUGGAGGUGAAAGCCCUCGUGUCUAGCAUCAGUGUGUGUGUGUGACUCUGUUCAGUACGGCCGUUUCCGAGAUGGGAUUCUUUUAUAUGUGUAUGUGUGAAGUACUGUUGGCAUUUAGGCAUUUCUUUUCUAUACACUUAGGAAAUACUGAAGACCAAUCAGACCAUUAAUGGACACUUAGUGCAACUUUUUAUAAUGAGAAUAAUGCUAUAAAGUAAGACCAAAACCGGUGUCAUCACUGAAAUUAACAAUUUUCAAUAUGUUCAUAUUUUAAUUUACAAUGGGAAAAAAUGUGUUCCACAACUGGAAACUCACAGUACUGUGUAAACUGUGUAAGAUUUUAAAUGUGAUGUUAUUUUGACUGUUCUCAAUUUUAGAGUCACAUUUUAUUCUGAUCAGAAUUUUUAUCAAGAUGUUGAAGUUUUGUUGUUUUGAAACUAGUUUGUCAUAACAUAUUGUGCAUAAUCACAGUAUUUAUUUUGUAGGGCUUGUGGAUGUGUAGACUUAUGUUUACUGCUAAGGGAACAAUUAUUUAUAAAAAAAAUAUUAAAUCCAGUAUUAGCUGCCUAUUUCAGACACUUAACACCUGCAGAGAUCUGUGUUACAUUUACCACACUGAAGUUUUUUUAAAGAAUCACCCUCAUUGUUGAAAGUAAAUGUACUCUUAGGUGGGUUAUUAGUGUCCAAUAAGCAUGUGAUUAUAUUAAGGUGGUGGUAGCGGGAAGAUAAUCUUGAUUCCAUUGGGAAUCUUAGGUUUUCGUAAAUUUAUUGGGAAAAUAGUUUUUCCUGUACUGCUGAUGUUUCUUUUUGGUAAACAGUAUCUUUCUAAAAGAAAAAGCAUGAAGGAGAAUUGAGGUGUGUAUACAUUUCCCCAGAUGACCAGCAUUGUAUUCGUGAAUACUGUGUAUCUGGAAUGAGCAGUGUGCAAGCUGUUCAUUUUUCAAUCUGAAGUAAAAUACUUUCAAGAACUUUUA